AUGUCUCGUAAGAUCUGCAUUAGUGCCGUGGAUGGCAAUACGGGUUUCGCCAUCGCUGAACUUAUUCUUCAGCAUCGAGAAUUCUCGCGCAAAGUCGACUCCGUGAUUGGACUCGCUUUCGACCCCAAGUCUGAACGGGCAGCUGAGCUCAAAAAUCUUGGUGCAGUAAUCGUUCCCCAUGUACCCGGCCGCGUCAAGGACGUGGCGAAGAGUCUCAAGGACAGUGGAGCCGAUACAGUUUGCAUCGUGCCACCUGCACGCCAAAAUAAGCUUGAUGUAUGUGCCGAACUAGUCGACGCGGCUAAGACGGCCCAGGCCACGAAUGUGUGCCUCAUUAGUUCGGCAGGUUGUGAUUAUGCAGAUCCCAAGCGGCAGCCUCGACUUCGGGAGUUUAUCGACCUCGAGGCCUUGGUUCUGCAGGCAAAGGGUGAUGCCAGUACGCCAACAGGUGGAUCACCUUGUGUAAUUAGAGCGGGAUUUUACGCUGAGAAUCUACUCCUCUAUGCUCCGCAAGCCAGGGAAGAAGGGUUACUGCCUUUGCCGAUUGGAGAGAAUCACAAAUUCGCUCCCGUAGCGUUGGGGGACGUUGCUCGCGUCGCAGCCCACGUUCUCACAGGCAGAGGAAAACACGGGUUCGACGACGCGCACAGAGGACAGAUGAUGGUCGUGACGGGACCAAAACUCUGCGCAGGUAACGAGCUCGCUACCGCAGCGGGUAACGCGUUGGGGACUGAGAUGAAGUUUGAAGAUAUUUCCGAGGCUGAAGCAAAACGUGUUCUCAAAUCGCAAUCAGACAGCGACCAGUCGGAACAGCAAUACCUUUUGGAAUACUAUAGUCUGGUGCGCGAAGGCAAGACCAACUAUAUUGCAACUACGGCUUUCCACGAUGUUACUGGAGAUCAUCCAACCGAGCCUGAUGAUUUUUUCCGCAUGUACCAGAAUGAGAUGCGCCCUAAUAAAAAGGCGAAGCGCAAUCAUAAGUAG
Messenger RNA from Pochonia chlamydosporia 170, 984 nucleotides. RefSeq lists its product as hypothetical. Lineage: Eukaryota; Fungi; Ascomycota; Sordariomycetes; Hypocreales; Clavicipitaceae. The transcript is spliced from 5 exons. The record is from RefSeq and is a predicted model, not a curated record. The coding region runs from base 1 to 984 and encodes 327 amino acids.